This is a messenger RNA of Plutella xylostella (diamondback moth), 7888 nucleotides long. RefSeq names its product sodium/potassium/calcium exchanger Nckx30C. The record is from RefSeq and is a predicted model, not a curated record. Gene Ontology annotation, molecular function: calcium channel activity; calcium, potassium:sodium antiporter activity. Gene Ontology annotation, cellular component: plasma membrane. Gene Ontology annotation, biological process: calcium ion transmembrane transport; intracellular calcium ion homeostasis. Lineage: Eukaryota; Metazoa; Arthropoda; Insecta; Lepidoptera; Plutellidae.
UUCCGUGCGGCGGGCGGUCCUUGAAGGGCGGGCGGCGCCCAAAAGAAUUGGGCCAAAGACGUUAGCUUACUUCCGAGUUCCAGGCUGUUGCGGACCUCGGGCGACAGCCUGUCAAGGAAGUUAGCGCGGACCCAAAUAAAACCUUUUACUCGACUCAAUACCAUGAAUAUUUUAUACGAAUAAUAUUUCCAUUGCCGUCCGACACUCGUGCAAUAAAUCAUUUAUUUUAAUCUUCCCAAAUUUCAGCAAAUUUUUAUGCAGACGAUAAAUCUGAUCGCUAUCGUCCGUCACCUCCAGCGCCGCCUGCCAACUCCGUCCAAGGACAUUAUCUCGACAAAAAACCCCGCGCCGAGACGCCAAGAAACGAGGCGUUUUGGCACCGGACCCCCGAGGAAGCGGCACCGAAUUGUGAUGUUUUGAAAUCGAAUCGGCGAAUCGGGCGGCGGCGGCGGCGGGGGCGGGGGGGGUCGCAGUGCGGCGGUAUCGAGCGGGCGGCGGCAGUGCGCCCAGGGCCGGCAUGGGCGGUGCGCUGCUGCUGGCGCUGCUGGCCGGGGCCGGCGCGCCCAACGCGACCGAGCCCGCGCCCGGGCCGCUGGCCACCGCCGCCGCCGACGACAAGCCGCCGCCGCUGUUCCCGCCCGACAUAUUCACGGAGGAGCAGCGGCGCGGCGGCGCGGUGCUGCUGCACGUGCUCGGCAUGGGCUACAUGUUCGUGGCACUCGCCAUCGUGUGCGACGAGUUCUUCGUGCCGUCGCUGGACGUGAUCAUCGAGCGGCUCGCCAUCCGCGACGACGUGGCGGGCGCGACGUUCAUGGCGGCGGGCGGCUCAGCGCCGGAGCUGUUCACGUCCAUCAUCGGCGUGUUCGUGUCGUUCGACGACGUGGGCAUCGGCACCAUCGUGGGCUCCGCCGUGUUCAACAUCCUGUUCGUGAUUGGCGCGUGCGCGCUGUUCUCGCGGACCACGCUGUCGCUCACGUGGUGGCCGCUGUUCCGAGACUGCUCCUUCUACUCCGUGAGCCUGCUGGUGCUCAUCUACUGCUUCCGCGACAACCUCAUCUACUGGACAGAGGCGCUGGCGCUGUUCUCGCUGUACGCGGCCUACGUCAUGUUCAUGUGCUGGAACCAGCCGGUGGAGCGCGCGGUCAAGAAGCUCAUCUACAAGAACAAGGUGACUCGCGUGAGGAGCACGGACCAGCUGAUGCCGACGCACCAGACCGCCGCACAAACUUUGCACGGCAACGCGACGACGUCGAGUGAGACGUCAGUGGGGACGGGCUCGGCCAUGCCCGCGACCCCCGGCCCCAGUCGGGGGGCGCCCCCCGCGGCCAAGUUCCGCCACGGGCUGCUGCAGCUCAUGAUCCACACCAUCGACCCCAUGCACGACGGUGAGUUAGGCAAGGUGGACGAGAAGGCGACACAGCUGCACGCGAUAGCGUCUCUGAAGGUGCUGCUAGAAGCCACGCGGCCGGCGCCGGGGGGCGCGGGGGCGGCGGCGGCGCGGCACUCCGCGGCCACCGCCUCCACACAGGCUAAGGAGACUCCUCUAGACCUGCCCAAUGGGGGCGUCGCGGAUAUACAGUUAGAUGCUAUAGAAGAGAUAGGAGACCUAGAGGACGACACGACUCCUCUAGACAUGUCGUGGCCGGCGGGCUUCCGUAAGCGAGUGACGUACCUGUUGGUCGCACCCAUAGUCUUCCCCCUCUGGAUCACGCUGCCGGAUACACGGACUCCUAAAGGGAAGAACCUGUUUCCAGUGACCUUCAUAGGGUCAAUAGUGUGGAUAGCGUUCUUUUCGUACCUGAUGGUGUGGUGGGCGAACGUGGCGGGCGCGACGGCACAGGUGCCGCCGGAGGUGAUGGGGCUGACGCUCCUGGCCGCCGGCACGUCGGUGCCUGACCUCAUCACGUCGGUGAUUGUGGCCAGGAAGGGCUUCGGAGACAUGGCCGUGUCCAGUUCCGUCGGCAGUAAUAUUUUUGAUGUUACUGUUGGGUUGCCCCUCCCGUGGCUUCUGUUCGGGCUCAUCAACGGCGAGCCCGUGCAGGUCAACUCCAAGGGCAUGGUCUGCAGCAUCGUGCUCCUCUUCGCCAUGCUCAUCUUCGUCAUCAUCAGCAUCGCCUGCUUCAGGUGGAAAAUGAACAAGGGACUGGGUUUUACCAUGUUCUUACUUUAUUUCGUGUUUGUCGCCACGAGUCUUGGCUUGGAGUACGGAUACUUACAUUGCCCUAGCGAGUAAGAAAUUUGUCGCGCUAGACGUCACUAAAGGAUACUAUCAAAUGUAACUUGCGCGUAUGUAGAUGACGUUAUAGUCAAUUGUUUUAAACAAAGUUUCAGUUCGCGUUUAAAUGUAAUAGAUUAAAUAAAUAUUUAUUGUAUAAUACAGAGUGAAUAUUUACUAUAGGGUAUGAUUUACGUGGUAGGAGCGGAGUUACGUUUGAUAGUAACUUUGUAAUGAAGGGUUUCAAUAUGUACAAAUACUAUUUACAAAUGUAAAUCACACUGUUUGUGAUGAUAGCGCAAACGUAAGUGUAACUUAAUGAAAUGUUGAAACACGGACGAAGACAAGCAGCACAAGCUAUUAAAUAUUGUUAGUCGUAUUCUAGAAGCUGCAGAUAUAUUUUUUGUUUAGUUAGUACUAUUAAGUUAGUAGGUUUUGUAAUUUGAGUAAUGGGGUGAUUUAAACAAACGCUCAAUAAGCUUGUUCGAUAAUUUAGUGCAGUUUAGAAGUUUACGUUUGUGUCUAAACAUAGUAUGGUUGUAAUGAAACUGAAAUUUGUCCAAAUAAGAUUGUGUCAUAUUUACAAAGUUGAUAAAUAAUUGAAUAUUCCUAUGAGAAUGCAAUAAUUAACAGAAAGCUUCUUAAUCAAUGAAUUUUAUAUAAAAUAGCUGAUGAAUGAUAUAAACAUGAAUGUUUUAGAAUUUUACUAAUCGUCUAUGGUGAGGCUGACGAACAAUUUUUGUAUUAAAAAGUUAAAGUAAAAGAAAAUUGAGUAGUCAUCAUAGAGACUGUAGCUAUUUAUAUGAAUGUUAGUUGUUCAUGAGUAUAUAGAGUGGGGGCGCUGUGGUGCAGAUCAAGUGCUACCACUAAUUUAUUGGUAAUAUCUACAAACGCAUUUAUGUGGAUAAUUGUAUCUAUUUUUGUAAAUAUAAAUUUAUUUCGUGGUUUUGUAUAGUUGGCGUUUUGAAAUGGACAUUAUGUUUUAGUAGGUUGUUUUUAUUAUUGUAAGAGCCAUAAUUGGGCUUUCGGUCCAGGUUUCUUGUUGGUAAUUGUUUAAAUUGUAAUUGUAAUUUACCGCUGAUACGAUGUGGUUCGAUGUGCGUGUGGUUGUGUCGCACACACGGAUGUAGAUGUGGAUAUCGUUAUUGUAAAUACACUUCGUAGUCGUUUGGUCGCGGGUAUGCUCGGGGCGGGAUAUUUGAAAAUACUAAAUUAAGGAAUAAUGUUGAAAAUUUUACUUAAACUGAAGUUAAACGUGAUAACUUGAACAUCAUAGUUGAGUAAAUAAACGGGUUUGCAAUAAAUAAAAGUAAUGAUCCCGCUCCAACAUCUUCGAUUGAUUGAUUGAUUUUGAACUAUGCCACUCGACUUUUCUCAUGUCAUUAAAUAGAGUUUGGUGUUCUUUGCUUUAGGAAACCUAAUAACAUUUACGUUAAUCUUGAAGCGUUCCAUUUUGAGUCAAAAUUUACAAUCGCCUAAUUGCAGAAUUGUCAAUUCUUACAUUAUAAUAGGGAUAUCUUCAUUAUGAUCAGAAUUUGAGUGUUUCACUAAGACGGUGGGUAGAUAUCAGAAGGUAUUGUAACCGUCCAUUGAUAUAUAUUUUCUCAAACAUAAAAAAUACUUUGACCAUUUCUUUUUUAAAACAUUAUGUAUAUCUACACAUAAUACAAAUGAAUAUAACCUAUAUAGAUGCCAUUGUUGAUAAUCCAGAACAGAUUUUUAUAUUGAUACCCCGCCUAUUUGACAUAGCAAUAAAUAGAAUAGAUAGAUAAAUAUUUGUAUUGUUAAGCUUAACAAUAUUCAAUAUAUAUAUUUUGGUAACGCUCAAGAUUUCUAUUUACUUUGAUUAAUGUAGACUAUGGGUUACGUCAUUGAUCAUAUAAAUUGAGAUAUCGAAUGCGCACAAUACGCUGAUAUUGACAUUAAGCGAUUUGAAUUGAUCAUUAGAAACAACAUUUUAUACGGUAACGUCACAAAUAGUCACAAUGUCUUCGCUAUCAUUCAGUUUUGUAUCCACCCCUUCCUUUAUAUCAUCUGAAUAGUUGGAAAUUUUCGAUAAUAAAAUGUCGUACAAUAAAUAUUUAGAGCAGUUACAGAAAUAACGUUUUUUGGAAUAUAAAACAACAUAUCGAUAGGUACCGAACACUCGUGUAGGUCAUAAUCUGUGAUAAGAGCAUGCUUAUGACGUAUUUGUAAAUGUUAAUAGGAAAUCGUGAAGUCUUCUACAUCACUUCAAGGGCCAACAUCACAAUUGUUAUAAUUAUGUGACUGUUAUAAUUUAAAAUCUGUAAUUUCUUAAAAAAUAUGUCAAGUUUUAUGAGACACCUCUACUUCUUUAUAUGAAACGCAAGCAAUAAUAUUCUGGCAAUGGUGGUGUUGACCCUAUGAACAUAACGAUGGUACUAGAUAUCUUUCUUCAAUAAUACGAUCUUACUGACAAUGGUACUUUAUAUUAUUGAAGACGGAAUCUUUAGUGCAAUAGUCACCAAGUUUGCAUCAAAUUAACCAGACGGGCGUAGGUUUUAUUCAUUAAAAGCGAAAGGUACUUAGCAGAUGGUGUACCGACUGAGUAAGUUGAUGCAACAGGUUUCAGUGUGAGUCCUGUAUAUAAAACUCGUUUGGAUUUGAUAGGUUACUUCUGUAGAUCGCUUAGCAACGCCACUGCAGAUAGUCAGUUUCAGGUUUUUAAUAAAUUAAGUAAUUAAAGGAAAAGUAAGGAAAAAAUGCAUGAUUUGCUAAGGAAACAUCUUGACUAUAAUUUGAUGGGAUACCAACUUAAAGAUAUGGCUGUGUGAAAUUGUAAACCUAGGUUGAAAUACUAAAAGCAUGUUGGCGAAAUUCUGAUACCUUUCGUUAUGUCAUCAAAUCGAAUAUGAUCUAAUGGAACUUGAUGAUCUUAAGUGGCGAUUCUUUCAAACUACAAAUAUAUUUAACGAAUAUCUGAAAAAAAAUAUAAAAACACUCUGUCUCUAUACUUUAAUCAUAAGCACAUAACUUCGUGGCUUUUGAAACUUCGUGAUAACAUUAUACCUACUUACUAACUUUAGUACUUAACUAUGUAGAAACUGUAAUACUUCAAUUAUGUACUUAUAUCCUUUUACAUGGUAGAGUUUAUGAAAUGUUGUAAGCACCAAGUACCAAAUGUUAUGCCUAUAAUAAUGCUGAAAUACUAUAAAUGUUUCGCACCAGUUUAACUGUUUGAAUAAGGGUUUACAUCAAGUAGCUACUAUUACUAUUUCCUUUGAAAACUAUUGAAAAUUUUGUAAAAUCUAAACAAUGGGUAGUACUUACGUUGUUACUUCCACGGGGUGACAGUACCUACCUACGUAGUAAACAUCAACCGAUACUUGUAAGAGUCGGAUUAUUCUAGACUUAUAAUUUAUAGUGUAGGUAAACCUACUUCUUAGAUAUUUCUAUUCAACAUAUUGAUCUGGUCUAGGGCGGCAGACCUCAGUCAUUUUGCAAAUCCUCAUUCAAACAUUUUUCUGGUCGUCUCAUUUUUCUAUUAUCUAUAUAAUAUACACUAGCGGUUUCUAUCUAAAUCUUUGAUAUAUACUCUAUAAGUAGCCUUUGUAAAUUAAUCAUCCUUCCAUAGCUAAUGAUAUGAUUAUGAUCACGAGUGCAUAGAUACCUAUGAAGGCAACUAUGCAAAAAUCAUAGUAGUUUUCGUAGUACCUCCUUUGAUAUUCACUUAUGACCAUAAUCUGCUCAUUAGUAUCUCGUGCUUAGAAUAAGAUUCGUUUGGUUAAGUGAACUUGUUGAAAGAAUUUCAGGAAUAGUUUUGAUUCGACGGCAAAAGCAUAAUCUUAAUGAUAAAAUAAACUAUUCUAUUUGCUUUUCUAUUAACAGGUUCUUAGCCAACAUCCUCACCGUGUAGAUACAUCAAUAAAAGAAGCAUUUGUUUAAACCGAAAAGCACGACCGAGCUAGAUUCCAUCAUCUCAACUUGUUAACCUAGGUCUAUAGGUCUAUAAAGUUUUAAACCUAACUUUUGGGCUUAUCGCUCAGUAUACUAGAACUUUACUUUACUCUUCAUAUAAUUAAGACUUAGACUUAAAUGCUGUCAUUAAAAUAAAUUAAAGGUUUAUUAACAAAAAAUAUGAUAUUCAAGUAGAGAUUGUUACUAGAGAGAUAAUUUUUAUAUAAAAUAUUGAAAUUGAAAAUAUUGCAUUUAAUUGAUGAUACACUUCCGUGGCAUGCUGCUCCACUCCGAACAAUGUGAAAGAACACCGAUAAUUAUGCUCUACUUUAUUAUUAAUUAAUAAUACUUUUUAUUUCCUUUAGCCUUCAAACUUUUCUCGUAUUUUUUUUUUUAACAAAAACAUGACUAAUAUCUCAAAUUCAAGCAUUUUUAAAAUUUACCUACAAUGCAUUAGCAAAAGCACAUAGGUUUACAUUUCCAUAACUACCUGAUGAAGUCUAUAACAAAAAAGUUAAAUUUCAUCCUUGGUUACGAAAAUUAUAAGUGAAACAAAAUGUUGGCUUUCUGUUUAAUGUUUUUUUUAUUGUACGUAGUAAAACAGAAUUUCUAAAAACAAAAACAUAAUUUACCUAAUUAUUUGUGACAUCAUUAAAUGCACUUUAAACGACUAAUUGCAGAAGAAGGACUUAAGUAUAGUUUCUAAACAACAGCUUGAAUUUGAGACCGAGUGCCCUAUCUAUUUCAGUUACUAUAUCAUGGGUGACAACAUUCAAUGCACCACCUUCAAUGCUUUUGGAAUUUAUAAAUAUGUUAAUUUGAAUAUUUAUCUUAGAUUUAAGUUUGAAAGACUACCUAUCAUGGCAUGUUAUAUUGGAUUUUUACAUUGAGCGCAUAAUUAUUUGCAUUCCGUUUAUAUAAAGUUUAAGAGCAUGCAGUAUUAUUAUAUCAGUUAAUACUUAACUACCUAUUUAAAAUUUAUAGCCGCGUAAUUUAUAAAAUAAUGAAUUCUUUUAAUAAUUAUAGCAAAGUUAUGUGCAAGCCUAACGAAGACCUACUUUUAUUUGAUCCGAGGCUAAAACUUGGUUGUUCGUAACAGAUUCCACUAAUGUAGAGAUGGCUUAAGUGUCUCAAAAACAGCAUGACUAUGCCAACUUGCGACCGCUUCGCGGGUCCGUUAUCGAUAAUCUCGUUUAAUGCGCGUUCCACCAUAUGGCGGAUUAUGGCGAAUCGCGAUAGAGUGACGUUAUCAUCGCCGAUAACGAACCCAUGCUGCAGCAGCUGGUCUUACUUAGUUCUCCAAGUGCUGUAGAUAGCACAAAUCUACUUACCUCCAAUCCUACAAGAAUAUGCUAUUUAAUAAUAUUGUUACUUUAUAGAAAGCUUUAAGAGUUGUUGAUAUUUAAACAUAUUGUGAUAGUUUCUGAUACUUAGUUUAUUACAGUUAAUAUUUAAUACAUAGCCAGUUCAAAGUUUUUAUUAAAAGCCAGCGCAUCAUUUUAAAGAGUGAAUUUAUUGACGAUAUUACCACGAACGAGAUACAUAGCCAUAAAAUUAUUUGAAAUCUGGAUAAAACUUUGUUUAAGUAAUACAUUCACCGAAAAAAUCUACUUAUAGCUUUACUUCUUGAUUGUUGUGAGCAAAAGUGUGUGUUAAGUCUAGUUCAUCAUCAUGCCACACAUUAUUGGAGAGCGAAAUACAAAUUUUAGAUUUUAGCAUGGAAUAUGAUGACAUAAGGUAACAAAUCUAUUAAAC